Molecule: messenger RNA, 1584 nt
Organism: Prunus armeniaca (apricot)
Lineage: Eukaryota; Viridiplantae; Streptophyta; Magnoliopsida; Rosales; Rosaceae
Source: the annotation of a GenBank genome assembly
AUGGCAGCAAAGAUGAUAUUAUCAGUGUUGCUUGGUGGGUUUGUGGUACUGUUCUUAUACCUCUAUGAGUCUUUGGUUUUAAAGCCAAAGAGGCUGAGAUCAAAGCUUGAAAAGCAGGGGAUCAGAGGGCCUUCUCCUUCAUCAGUUCUCUUGGGAAAUAUCCCAGAAAUGAAGAGCAUCAAACUCAAGGUGAUGAAAAAGUCUGAAGAAGCAAGGAGUAGCAUCAAGUCAAAGGACCACCAUCUUUCUAUUGCUCAUGAUUGGCCUUCAACCAUCUUCCCUCAUCUGGUGCAGUGGACAAAUGAAUAUGGGCCAAUCUUCAUGUAUUCAACUGGAAGCAUACAUCUAGUAAGUGUUACAGAUAUAGACAUGGCGAAGGAAGUUAGCCUGUGCACAUCUUUGAAGUUAGGGAAGCCUGCUUAUCUGUCUAAGGAUCGCAAGCCACUGUUAGGCCAAGGCAUUCUAGCUUCAAAUGGCCCAACUUGGUCUCACCAAAGGAAGAUUAUUGCUCCUGAAUUUUACUCUGAUAAGGUUAAGGGCAUGGUGAACUUGAUGGUGGACUCUACAACCUCAAUGUUAAGAUCUUGGGAGAGUAAAAUCGAAAGUGAGGGAGGAAUGGCAGUCUUUAGAGUUGACGAGGAUUUAAGAAGCUUGUCCGCAGAUAUAAUAUCAAGAACAUCAUUUGGAAGUGAUUAUUCACAAGGGAAAGAAAUUUUCUUAAAGCUCAGAACUCUUCAGAAAGUCAUGUCCGAGCUGGGGAACAUUGGGAUUCCUGGCUUAAGAUACUUGCCAACGAAAGCCAACAGAGAGAUAAGGAGAUUAGAGAAAGAGAUCCACUCAAUGAUAUUAAGGGUUGCAAACCAACGCAGUACCGAGGCUAGUCAUGAGAAGGACCUUCUGCAAAUGAUACUCGAGGGAGCGAAAAAGUAUGAUGAUGCAGAUAGCCUAUUUUCUGCUGGUAUCUCCCAGGAAGACUUCAUAGUGGAUAAUUGCAAAAACAUAUACUUUGCUGGCCAUGAGACCACUGCCAUCACAGCCUCCUGGAGCUUGAUGUUAUUGGCUGCAAAUCCGGAGUGGCAAGCUUGUGUUCGUGAUGAGGUGCUUGUAAUUUGCGGGGAUGGAAUUCCAGAUGCUGAUAUGCUUCGAAGCAUGAAAACAUUGAAUAUGGUAAUUCAAGAAACAUUGCGUCUGUACCCACCGGCAGUGUUUGUCAUAAGACAAGCCUUGGAAGAUAUUAAGCUCAAAGAUAUUUUACUUCCCAAAGGAAUGAACAUUCAGAUUCCAAUCCCAAUACUGCAUCGGCUGCCUGAUCUAUGGGGCCCUGAUGCCCUUGAUUUCAACCCAAAAAGAUUUGAGAAUGGAGUUCUUGGGGCUUGCAAGUUUCCUCAGGCUUAUAUGCCAUUCGGAGUUGGUGCUCGUGUUUGUCUUGGCCAACACUUAGCCAUGACAGAAUUGAAGGUGAUUCUGUCUCUUAUUCUAUCCAAGUUUUCCUUCUCACUCUCACCUGCAUACCAACACUGCCCAGCUUUUAGGUUGGUUAUUGAACCUGAAAAUGGAGUAAAUCUCCAUGUGAGGAGAGUGUGA